CGGGUCCGCCAUUUUAUUGCCUCCAUUUCUCCGCGAGGGGGGGGUAAAGGUCCCCCAAAUAUGCAUAUGCGAAAGGGCCAAAAAGUGACGGCCGCGGGCAAGGAGUCUUAACUAGAGGAAGAAAGGGGACCAAACUGGCGGGCCCAGUAAGAGCGAAGCCGGCAGCGCUCCGGACGAGAUCCUUGCACAUAGUAAAGAAGUUCUACUACUGAGCUGGUUUUUACUGUCCUUUAAUUUGAGCUACCUGGAUACUUUUGUUCCUAUGCAUAAAGAUGUCUCUGGUGGAUUUGGGGAAGAGGCUGCUAGAAGCUGCAAGAAAAGGCCAAGAUGAUGAAGUGAGAACACUGAUGGCCAACGGGGCCCCAUUCACCACAGACUGGCUUGGAACAUCACCUCUUCACCUUGCAGCCCAGUAUGGCCAUUACUCCACAGCAGAAGUGCUUCUUCGAGCAGGCGUUAGCAGGGAUGCCCGGACCAAAGUGGACAGGACCCCUUUGCACAUGGCUGCGGCUGACGGACAUGCACACAUCGUGGAACUGCUUGUUAGGAGUGGUGCAGAUGUGAAUGCCAAGGACAUGCUGAAGAUGACAGCUUUGCACUGGGCCACAGAGCACCACCACCGAGAUGUGGUUGAAUUACUCAUCAAAUAUGGUGCUGACGUCCAUGCUUUCAGCAAGUUUGACAAGUCUGCCUUUGACAUAGCACUGGAGAAAAACAACACGGAGAUUCUGGUCAUCCUGCAGGAAGCAAUGCAGAAUCAGGUGAAUGUUAACCCCGAGAGAGCCAACCCAGUGACUAACCCUGUGACUGUGACUGCUCCAUUCAUCUUCACCUCUGGAGAGGUCGUUAACCUCGCUAGCUUUGUUUCUUCAGCCAACACCAAAGCAACCUCAGAGGAAAUAGAAGAAGGAAACUCACUUGACUCCUCAGUCCAGCAAGUGGUGGGGAGUGGAGGCCAGAGGGUCAUUACCAUAGUGACUGAUGGCGUCCCUCUGGGUAACAUCCAAACCUCAAUCCCUGCUGGAAGCAUUGGCCAGCCCUUUAUUGUAACUAUGCAAGAUGGACAGCAAGUUCUAACUGUACCUGCUGGUCAGGUUGCAGAGGAGACAAUAAUUGAAGAUGAAGAAGAGGAAGAAGAGAAGUUGCCAUUGGCAAAGAGACCAAGGAUGGCAGAGAUGACAAACAGUGUUGAGGAAAGCAAGGAAGGCAGUGAGAGAGAACUCCUGCAGCGGCAGCUCCAGGAGGCCAAUCGAAGAGCCCAGGAAUACAGACACCAGCUUCUCAAGAAAGAGCAGGAGGCAGAACAGUACCGACUCAAGCUGGAGGCUAUGGCCCAACAGCAGCCCAACGGAGUUGAUUUCACCGUGGUUGAGGAGGUAGCUGAGGUGGAUGCUGUAGUAGUGACAGAAGCGGACGUAGAAGAAAGAGCAACAGAAGUGAUAAAGUCAGGAAGGACCACAGAGCCUCACACUAGUGUUUCCAUAGAAACUGUUUCAUCUUAACACGCAAAGGCCACAACUUGCAUUCAUUCAUCUUACUGUCUGUAAGAAGGCAACAAUAGCAGGGCUCAGUGCCUGGGCCCAGGAAGGCUGUGUGUGCAGCUGGAAAACUCAGCCACCUUAAGGGCAUCUAAGGGACCAAAAGACCAGGACCAAAUCUCUCAGCUCACAUCAUUGCUUUAAACAGAGUACUGGGCAUUGCGGGUCUAUUUUUUUUAAUAACUUUAUAUCAAAGAUUUUAAGAUAGUACAUAUAAUACAUAUACACCAAGAGCCUUUAAUAAUUUUACCUGAGAUUUUCAAGUGACCUGAAAUUUGCCCUAGAUUUAUGAAACUGAUAACAGAAGUAGGAAGCCUCCUCCUGAGAUACCAUACAUUCCUUUCUUUUUUCCUUUUUUGGUGGGGUGGGGCAGGUUUGAGAAAGGGUUCCUUUGUGCAUCCCUAGCUGUCAUGGAACUCACUCUGUAGACCAGGUUGGCCUUGAAUUCACAGAUCCACCUGCUUCUGCUUCCCCAGUGCUGGGAUUAAAGGCCCUCACUGCCUGGCUAAUGAUACUGUACAUUUCUAAGAGAGCAGACACACAAGCCAUCCCUAGUUAAUUCACUGAAAAGGAAUCUAUAAGCUAGGGAUGGUAGUACAUACCUAUAAAGCCAGCAAUCAGGAAACUGAGACACAGCUAAUGAGUUUGAGGUCAGCAUGAGCUAAAGACUCCUUCAGUGAAAGAGGGACAGGUGUGCUGGUGAACACCUUAAUCCCAGCACUCUGGAGUAAAGACAGUCGGAUCUCUGUGAGUUCUAGGCCAGUCUAGUCCACAUGUCAAGUUCCUGGCCAGCCAAGGCUACAUAAUGAGACCCUGACUCUAGAUAAAGCAAAGCCAAACAAAACGGGAAUAGAGCAGUGGAUUAGUAGUUUAGAGUAUUGCCUGCUCUUCCAGAGAACUUGAGUUCAGUUCCCAACAGCCAUAUGAGGCUGCUCACAACUGCAUGCAAUCCCAGCUGCAGAGGAUCAACUGCCCUUUUGUGGCCUCUCUGAAUACCCACACAUAUACAUAUAAAUAGAAAUUUAAAAGUUAAGUUAGUUGAAUGCCAAGGUACGUACUUAGGGAACAUGAGGCAGGAAGAUUGUCCCAGGUUUGAAGUCAGCUUGAGCUCCAUAGUGAAUCACAGGUUAGCCUAGGCUACAGUGCAGCACCUUAAUGCAAGGAAGUUAAAUCAAGUGUGGUGGUGCACACCUCUUCCAGUGCUCAGGGGGAGAAGCAAGUGCAUCUCUGUGAGCUUGAGGCCAGCCUAGUCCUCAAAGAGAGUCUGGGAUAGCCAGGACUACAUACAGAGACCCUGCCUCAGAAAGAAAGAAAGAAAAGAAAGAAAGAAAGAAAGAAAGAAAGAAAGAAAGAAAGAAAGAAAGAAAGAAAGGAAGGAAGGAAGGAAGGAAGGAAGCAAAGAGAGGUCACUUGUGAUUGCCUGAUAAAUUUUAUGUUCAUAGUUUAGACACCAGUUUAAAAAAAUAAAAUUAAAUGAGGCAUAGUGGUAAAUGCUUGUAAUAUGUAAUCCCAGCUGUGAGGCCGAGACAGGUUGGCCACUUGCAAAUUCAAGGUCAGCUUUGACUAAAGUAAGAUUUUCCUAAAUAGAGAAAAGAAACACACACACCAAAAACUCUGAACUGGCCAGGCUCUGUGUGCUCUCAUCCCUGCACUCAAGAAGCAGAGGCAGGCAAGUCUUUGGGAUUCUAGCCAGCCUGGUCCACAUAGUGAGUUUCAAGCCAGCCAGAGCUACACAGAUCCCAAAUAACAACAGCAAAAAAGUCUGAGGACAUAGCUCAAUAGUAGAACAUGGUGCUUCGAGUGCAAGGAAGCCCUGGGUUCCUCCUUUGGCACUGUAUGUACACAACAAAGUGAGGGGCAGAGAGCAAAGAAAAAAACUGACAUCAAACUUUUAAAUGCCAGAAAGACAAUUUACUUAUGUGGAGUGUGUAUGUAAAACCCGAGUCCUCCAGACUGCAUCUCCUGAGACUGGGCGGUGGUCAGAAGGAGGCUUCUGAGCUAUGAAAGCUCUGGUCCUGAGAUGGAAACUGUGCUGGCUGCACUUCUGAGAUUGCAAUCAGGGUCAUUUGUGUCAUAGCAUCUUCUUUCCAAACAUCUGUUUAUAUAAAGUCAAGCUCAAACUCUUUAAAUUCUGUAACAUUUGGUUGAGUAUUCUAUGUCGCAUAGGACAUUGGUGCUUUCCUAUAGCACUUACCAAUCUACAACCAAAAAGAAGUGUGCAGAGUUGAAGGUCGACGCCAUGUAGGCUUGUUUGUGUUUGAUUUUGGAUGAGUAAAUUGCUGGUUUUGUUAAUGUGAGCCAGUAGAACUCUGUGCCUUAUAGUGUUCAGGACAGGUGACAAAGGGGGCAGGUGUCACUGCCACAGAGCAAGGAGCCAUACAUCCGAGCCCUUGCUGACCUCCCUCUCUCCUACUCUCUGCUUACUUUUGCAAAGGUUUUCAGGGCUGGGUGGUGAUUGAGGUGGGGUUGGGGUAGGUUUCUAUUAACAAGAAGUGGUAGUUUUGCUUGUGUAGCUGGGCAUUGUGCUCAUGCCCUGGGAUCUCAGCACUCAGGCGGCUACAGCAAGAGGAUUAACAUGAGUUUGAAGUCAGCCUGAGCGACACUGUGAGAACCUGUCUCAAAAGCAAGGCAGUUGAGCAUGGUGCCUCAUGCCUGUAAUUCCAACUCAGAAGGCUUCCGCAGGAGGGUUGCUGUAAUCUCAAGGCCAGACUACCAGGCAACUAGUGAGUUCUCUAAGACAGCAUGGGCCUCAGAGCCGCCUGUCCGUCUCCCUUGUCCUCCUCCCCCAAAACACAGGGUUUCUCUGUGUACACCUGGCUGUCCUGGAACUUGCUCUGUAGACCAGGCUGGCCUCGAACUCACAGAGAUCCAUCUGCAUCUGCCUCUGCCUCCUAAGUGCUGGGAUCAAAGGUGUACACCACCACUGCCUGGCUGAGACACCUGUCUUAAAGAAAAAAGAAAGGGUUAAGGAAGAACCCUUGCCUAUUGUUUUAUGAGGUCCUAGGUUCAAUCCCCAGGACUGAAAAAAAAAAAAAGUACAACUCUAAACAGGUGUGA
Cricetulus griseus (Chinese hamster) is the source of this 4595-nucleotide messenger RNA. The record is from RefSeq and is a predicted model, not a curated record. NCBI's taxonomy places the organism in Eukaryota, Metazoa, Chordata, Mammalia, Rodentia, Cricetidae.